Molecule: messenger RNA, 758 nt
Organism: Acanthochromis polyacanthus (spiny chromis)
Lineage: Eukaryota; Metazoa; Chordata; Actinopteri; Pomacentridae
Product: inverted formin-2-like
Exons: 3
Coding region: 121-738 (205 amino acids)
Source: RefSeq, a predicted model, not a curated record
UGAGGCCGCGUCCUUCCUGCAGCCCGGGUGAUGUCAGGGCCGAGGAAUGUGGAAAACAGAGCACACUGGGGGGCCUUGUUCUCCCACUCUGAAUAGUCCUUGGGCAGGAAUCCAAACCACAUGCCACACACGCAGCCUGAGACGGCCGAGGGGGCAGGGGAGGUGGAGGCCGAAGGGGACGGUGGGGAGCACACGGAGAAAACAUUAUGGCAACGUGAGAGCAGUCUGAGCUCAGCACCGGGUGGUGUGCGGCCUCGCGGCUGCCUCCACUUGGUAAUCACCCCCGCACCAGUCCUCGGGCAGCUGCUCGUCGUUCCAGUGAUUGCACACCUCUGCAAUAAAAUUCCGGUUCAUCCUCUCACACUCCGCCAGAUUGUCGAACUAGACCACCUAGAUCCCGCUGUCCGGACCACUCCUGCCCAGUCUGUCUCCUUGCUUCCGUCUUGGACCCCUGCCGGCUCCGUGUCCCUCCUGGUUCCCCCUCCUUGGAACCCUCCAGUUCUGUCGGUUCCCUUGCCCCCUGCCUCGGUCCCUGCAGGCAUCGUGUCUCCUCCGGUUCCUCUCCUGUGGUUUCCUCCGGCCCCCCUGGAUCCAUCGUUUGCCUCCGGCUCCUCUCCCGGUCCUCUGGGUUUCCCCAAAUUUACUUUCCAGUCUGUGAAUAAAGCGAAUCACUCUUGUCAAACCAGCUGUGGGCUCUCUGCUCGAGUUCAUUCCGGAUCCGUGACAUUUAUUGAAUAAAAUUGCAGAUCUGUCUCAGA